Heterotrigona itama is the source of this 1614-nucleotide messenger RNA. The record is from the annotation of a GenBank genome assembly. Lineage: Eukaryota; Metazoa; Arthropoda; Insecta; Hymenoptera; Apidae.
AUGGAGACCACAAGAAGGCUAACCCGGAUGCUGCGAUUUCAACCGCUGUUUACAACGCAUGUUUUCGCCUGGGCAUAUUCCUCGCGGAUGAAAAAGAGUCUGGUGCUUCUGCACCAGAAGGGCUCUCAGAACGAUUUGAGUAACUGGGGACCCAUUGCGAUGGGUGAUGUUGUCGUCGCAGUGCUGGCCGAUCACCUGAUGUGCUGGGCGACAGCAAACAACCGUUUGUACGCUGCCCAGAAGGGAUUCUUGCCGCAUGAAGGGUACCUUAAGCAUUCCUUCAUGCUGCAUUGCGUUAUAGAGCGCGCUCGUGAUCUGAAGAAACAAGUGGUGGUCGCGUGGCUGGACCUUGCUGACGCGUUCGACUCUGUCUCCCACGUGGUCAUUAGGCAUGCCCUUGUCGACGCCGUCAUGCCCAUAAGGGUCGUCGAUAUCGUGGAGAGCCUGUACGAAGGCAGAGGUGGUACUCAUCCACCCACUUGGGGUGGAUGUGGGCUCUCUCCGUUGGCUGACCUUGCUGACGUUACUGUCGUGGCCGAUGCUUUCAAAGUGAUGCAUGCACUGGACACGGCGAUUGCACGAGUUGCGAGGUCGACGUUGGAAAACACCGUCCGCUCGAAAAUCCGGCGUACGCCAAACGAGGAGGACAUCGCCAAGUAUCUUUCGGACUCGCGCGAGAGGGAACUGUCGUUAUCAUCCUCUAGUCGCGUGUUGUUCUGUUCGCGGGAACGCUUGUUAAGAUCGGCCGCGCUGAAGUCCGCGCAUCGGUUCUGGUUCCGUUGGCGCUGGGAUUCUGCUCGAUGCGAGCUUUCGCUGGACGGCAAGUCAUUGGCCGUCUUGGGGCUGCCAUGGCCGAACACUACAUGUCAGCGCUUAUCGCGAAGCCGGACCAGGGAGCGAGCAAUCGCUUCAUGCGGACGGAUUAGUACCUGUGCUUUGCCGACUGGCGCUUUGUGCAUCGCGCGCGCCUUGUGCAUCGACGUGCUCCCCUUAAAUGGGUCGCGCAGAUGGGGCGACGGUGACCGGAGAUCCGGGAAGUGUGGGUACCAGUUCGAGAUUUUGUCCCAUGUGCUCUGCAGCUCCCAUGCGACCGCUCGGAAGUUGCGCCAUAACGCGAUUGUCGAGUGGCUUGCCGCGGCAGUCAGGAUUCCCGUGGUAGUCAGGGUAUAUCAAUGCGUUCCGGGCGUGGACCGAGACCUUGCGGCUCUGCGUUCUGACAUCGUUGUGACGCACGAGCCGUCAAGGACCGUCGUCAUUAUAUACGUGACCGCGCUAUUCAAGAACAAGCUCGAAGCGUUGGAAAGGGCGAGGCUAGAAAAAAUUCAAAAACGUCAGCCCCUCGCGGACGCGUUAGUGACAAGCGAUCACGUCGUCUAUGUCGACGGCAUCGUUGUAGGCGCCCUGGACGCAUGGCACCCACAUAACGACCGCCUAUUCCUGAUGCGAAAAUUAAAAGUUUCGGUGAAGAUCGCGUGGUCCCGAGACAUAUACGUCGAACAUUCGGGCAUUCGUCAGUACAGCGUGCCGGGGCCAGCCGCGAAAGACGCGGCGCCUUUCGACAGUUCGAGCGCGACCAUUAACGUCUCCGAGGCCAUAGCGGCGCAGAUAACUUAG